AUGAUUUAUGUGCCAAUCACGUUUAUUUUGUUCUUCUAUUAUUACUCACAUUCACAAGCCUAUCAAUCAAUAAUAAGUUUAUCGGUUAGUGGCAAUGAGUUUCAACCUGCGAAUAUCAUUGAGUUAAUCGGUACAUUUAACGUAUCAUUAUCAAUACAAUGUUUGAGCCUAUGUAACCAAAAUCCUCAAUGUCGUACGAUUGAUUAUGAGUCAAUAUCAUACCGUUGCCGAUUAUAUGAGGGACAAUUAUCAACAGGUGAAAGCAGAACAUCUUCUUCAACAACUUCAAUUGUUGCCGGGAUACGAUAUGACGAUUCAAAUCUAUAUUCAUCGUACAAUCAGACGUGUGAUCAAUGUCAACAAAAUCAUUAUCUUGUUUGUGGUACAAAUGGAACAUGCCAAUGUCCGAAUAAUACGUAUUGGAACGGAUCAAUAUGUUUGAAUCAGAUAUACAAUGGUUCAACAUGUACAACAGAUAAUAUGUGUAGAUCAGACAUGUCUAUAACAUGUUCACCCUUCAAACAAUGCUCAUGUGGGUUAAAAUGGAACGAAACAAGUAUACUUGUUGCUGGUACGGGCACGGCUGGAUCUGGACUUAAUCAAUUGCAUUUACCAGAGUAUAUCUACUUGGAUGACAAUAAUACAUUAUAUAUCAGUGAUACAUUUAAUUAUCGGAUUAUGAAAUAUUUAAACGGUGCAUCAGCAGGAAUUCAAAUUGUUGGUAAUGGAACGGUUGGUUCAUUGUCGACUCAGCUUCAUAAUCCGAGUGCUGUUUACUCUGACAUGUACAAUAAUAUUUAUGUUGAUGAUACGUUUAAUUAUCGUGUUCAGUAUUUUGUCAAUUCAUCAAGAAAUGCAUCAACGAUUGCUGGAGGACUCGGUAGUGGAAGUGCGUUGAAUAAAAUUGGUCUCUCGUACGGAAUGUUUGUUGAUAAGUACUCAAAUUUGUAUCUGUCGGACGAACAAAAUAAUCGUGUAGUCAAAUGGAAUUCAACCGCGAUGCAUGGUGUCGUUAUAGCUGGUGGUAAUGGAGCGGGCUCGGCAUCAAAUCAGUUGAAUGGCCCCAUGGGCAUAUACAUUGACGGUAAUAAUGACUUAUUCAUAGCAGACGCAAAUAAUAAUCGGAUACAAAAAUGGCUCCAAAAUACAUCGAAUGGCACAACGGUAGCGGGUGGUCAUGGAUCAGGAAUAGGUGCCGAACAGUUAAACUUUGCGUCAGCAGUUAAAGUUGAUAGUCAGGGCAAUAUUUACAUAGCCGACAGAAGUAAUAGUCGUGUCCAACUAUGGACAAAAAAUGCCGUGCAAGGAAUAACUAUUCUUGGAAACGCAUCUCAGCUACGAAGUCCAUUCGAUAUUAUUCUUGAUGAGAAAACAGGUGCAAUUUAUGUUAGUGAUCGAUCUGCUCAUAAGGUUGUAAAGUUUUUAUUUUCAACUCAAUGCUGA
This is a messenger RNA of Didymodactylos carnosus, 1443 nucleotides long. The record is from the annotation of a GenBank genome assembly. Lineage: Eukaryota; Metazoa; Rotifera; Eurotatoria; Philodinida; Philodinidae.